Molecule: messenger RNA, 939 nt
Organism: Lachnellula hyalina
Lineage: Eukaryota; Fungi; Ascomycota; Leotiomycetes; Helotiales; Lachnaceae
Gene: TGL2
Product: Lipase
Exons: 3
Coding region: 1-939 (312 amino acids)
Molecular function (GO): triacylglycerol lipase activity
Source: RefSeq, a predicted model, not a curated record
AUGAAGUCUUUUUCCUACAGCCGCGGUAGAAAGAGAGAACACAACGAACAAGACAAGAAAGAUACGAAUAGUGACCCGCGCAUCAAUAACCUAGGGAGGGCUAUCGAGGAUGAUUUUGCCACCAUUAGAGAAACCUAUGCAACGCCCAAACACCCCAUUGUCCUCGCCCAUGGCCUCCUCGGAUUCGACGAACUGCGCCUCGCUGGUACCCUCCUCCCCGGCGUGCACUACUGGCGCGGCAUCACGGAAGCCAUGCGUUCGAACGGCAUCCAAGUAAUAACAGCCUCGGUGCCUGCAUCCGCCAGCAUCGAAGAACGCGCCCUCAAACUCUCCCAAGACAUAGCCAGCAAAGCCGACGGCAAGAGCGUCAACAUCAUCGCGCACAGCAUGGGCGGUCUCGACGCUCGCUACAUGAUUUCGCGUUUGCAGCCCGAGAACGUCGAGGUGUUGUCUCUGACUACGGUAGCGAGUCCGCAUCGUGGCAGCGCGUUUGCGGAUUUCAUGCUCGAGGGGAUAGGACCGACGUACUUGCCAAGGCUGUAUAAGUUCUUUAAUGACUUUGGGGUUAGUACAGGCGCGUUUAGUCAAUUAAGCCGGAAGUAUAUGUUAGAGGAGUUUAAUCCGAAAACGCCGGAUGAUGAGGCCGUUAGGUAUUUUAGCUAUGGGGCUAAGUUUGAGCCGGGGUUUUGGAGUGCGUUUAAGCAGACGCACGCGGUUGUGGAGAGAUUUGAGGGGGCUAAUGAUGGAUUGGUUAGUGUGGAGAGUGCGAAAUGGGGGACGUAUAAAGGGACGUUGGUAGGGGUUAGUCAUUUGGAUUUGAUUAAUUGGACAAACAGGUUGAAAUGGGUUGCUUCAAGGUUGGCAGGGACGGAGAGAAAGUUCAAUGCUAUAGCGUUUUACCUCGACAUUGCAGAUAUGCUGGCGAAGGAGGGGUUAUAG